AUGACCACUUUCCCAUAUUUAAUUUUCUUAAUCAUCCUCGUAUCAUUAUGUAAAACACAAAGUGAAGAUUCCACAUGUGGAACAUCAUCAUGCGAAACCUUUGGACUUCAAAUCCGGUUCCCGUUUUCAACAAACCAACCAAAUCAAACCAAUCUAUGUAGUUACCCCGGUUUCGAACUCACAUGUAGCAACACCACCACCUUGAGUGAACCACUACUCACUCUUCCCAACUCCGAAACCUUUGUUGUGAAACACAUAUCUUUCAUUGACCAGACAGUUUGGGUCAACGAUCCCAACAAGUGUCUUCCCAAACGUUUCAUGUCCGACAAGCAUCAUGGUUUCAUGUCAAACCUUAAAGAUUCACCGUUUCGGUUAAGUGACUAUUACACUUUCGUUAACGUUUCGUUCCUAAAAUGUCCCUCGAAUUCAACUGUCUCAUCUAUGUUACGUCCCAUCAGUUGUUUGAACCUUGAUUACCCGGUGGUGGCUAUGAGAUCUGAUGAAACUCCGUUUGCUACUCCAUGGGUAGCUUUGUGUGAGUUUAUUACGUCGGCUAUGGUACCUGUUGAAGACACGAAUUGGUUGUUCUGGAAUGGUUAUUACUCUAAUAUAGCGUUGCAGUGGGAUAAUCCAGAUUGUGGAAGUUGUGAAGAACGUGGAGGAACUUGUGGUUUGGUUGAGGAAGAUCGUCUUCGUCUUGCUUGUUAUGAACUUCGCACACGAGAGGCCACAAGAAGAUUCAUUGGGGACGAAGAGACUAGUUUCUCCCGCAGAAGAUACGCUCCCCAAAUCCUAACCAUCAAUGAAUCGUCCACCUAUUAUAAUGCGGACGAGUCAGAAGCCCUAAAAUUUGAUAUCACCUUUUCUAAGAAGAAUGCUACAAGCAUACAUCCUCACAACAACAACCCCAUGGUCAUUACUAUAAAGUUUGAUGAUUGUGAGAUUACAAGGGUACUGAUUGAUCAAGGAAGGUCUACAAACAUCCUCUAUUGGGAUGAUUUAGAAAGGCUUUGCCUGAAUCUAUACGACCUCAAAGCUUUUCAAGGAUCAUUGGUAGGAUUUUAUGGAAAAUAA
Vicia faba (fava bean) is the source of this 1074-nucleotide messenger RNA. The record is from the annotation of a GenBank genome assembly. NCBI's taxonomy places the organism in Eukaryota, Viridiplantae, Streptophyta, Magnoliopsida, Fabales, Fabaceae.